GACGACGACACCUUCGCAAGCCAUGGCCAACAGUCUCGAGGCCAAGAUCGUGGUGCUCGGAAGUCAAGGUGUGGGCAAGACGUCGCUCGUGCACCGCUACGUCAAGAAUGCCUUCACGCCGCCCACGACGCAGUCGACCGUCGGCGCAUCUUUUCUAACCAAAAAGGUAACUGACAUCGACACGUCGACCGUGGUUCGCCUGCAGAUAUGGGACACGGCUGGCCAGGAACGCUUCCGCUCCAUAUCAAAGUUAUAUUACAGAGGCGCAAAUGCUGCGGUACUGUGCUAUGACAUCACCGAUCCGCAAUCCUUUGACGAAAUGGGCCGCUGGUUCAAGGAGCUCAAAGCGAACCUCGGAGACGACAUCAUCCUCCACGUCGUAGGCACAAAAUCCGACGUUGUAGCCCAAGACCCCUCGAAGCGAAAAGUGCCGUUUGAACGCUGCAUCGAAUACGUAGCCGAGAACCUGUAUCCCGCACAACAAAACGGACAAGCACAUAAUCCCCACUCUACCACCACCGGCUGGGGCUCUCUGCCCGCUGCCUUUCACACGGGUGGCAUGGCGUCGCCGCAGAGUAAUCGGUCGAGUGGGUUUUGGGGCCAGGAUCUCGGCUGGGACUGCUGUCAUGAAAUCAGCGCAAAGGAUGGUGAAGGUGUAGACGAGGUGUUUCGCGUUAUCACGCGCAAACUGGUUGAGCAGCAGCAGAAGAAAUUCGAAGCCGAGCACCGACAACUUGUCAUGGCGGGCGUUACACCAGCCAUGGAUAACAAUGGCAAUGUGACGGGCUACUUCGACUACCCGGCCACUGGCAACGGUAGCUUCCGCGUCGGCGCUGGUGAUAAGAGGAGGAGCUGGUUGGGGUUUCCGACUACACCUGGUGCUCCUGUUCACCACCACCACCAACAAGACUGGGAGGAAGAUAUUAGUCGGGCGCAGCAGAACAAGAGUGGGAGGUGUUGCUGA
This is a messenger RNA of Pyrenophora tritici-repentis Pt-1C-BFP, 964 nucleotides long. Its product is annotated as GTPase SAR1 and related small G protein. Gene Ontology annotation, cellular component: endomembrane system. NCBI's taxonomy places the organism in Eukaryota, Fungi, Ascomycota, Dothideomycetes, Pleosporales, Pleosporaceae. Gene Ontology annotation, molecular function: GTPase activity; GTP binding. The record is from RefSeq and is a predicted model, not a curated record. Gene Ontology annotation, biological process: intracellular protein transport.